AUGGCCCGCGCCAUCUGGAAAAAGCUCACAUCAGAUCCCUCUAUCCAGAGGUCAUCUCAAGUCCUCUCGGUCAUCGGCAACGAUGCAUACAUCUACGGCGGCGAGCUACGACCUCGUGAACCCGUCGACUCUUCCGUCUACCGCAUCCCACUCGAUAGUGGAUUGACCUCCAAUGCUCAGAUAAUCACACUAUCAUCAACCGACCCAACCCCACAACCCCGUGUCGGAACAGCCUCAGCCACCAUCGGAGACAAAAUCUACCUCUUCUCUGGCCGCGGCGGCGUCGCCAUGGCGCCGGUCGAGGAGCGCGGGUCCCUUUGGGUCUUUGAUACCAAGGCCACCUCCUGGAGUCAACUCUCUCCCGGUCCUGGAAGCCCCUUCCCACAGGGCCGAAGCUACCACGCCUUGACGUCUAAUGGCACGGAUACGAUCUACCUACACGCCGGCUGCCCAACAACGGACCGUCUGAGCGAUCUAUGGGCAUUCGAUAUUACCUCGAAAAUCUGGAAAGAACUUCCCUCUGCCCCUGGUCCUGCGCGCGGCGGUACGUCCAUUGCCUUCUCAAAUGGCAAGAUCUACCGCAUGAACGGGUUCGACGGCAAGACCGAGCAGGGAGGUGCACUUGACGUCUUCGACGUUGCAGCCAACGGGUGGACAACGAUGACAUUCCCCGCAGAUGGAGUUUCAGGCCCUGAAGCGCGGAGUGUUGCUGCUCUCCUCGCAGUUACAAUUGCCGGUCGGGACAGUCUGGUCACAUUAUUCGGCGAACGCGAUCCGAGUUCUCUUGGCCAUGCGGGGGCCGGUAAGAUGUUGGGGGAUGUGUGGGUGUUUGAUAUUGAAGACCACAAGUGGAGCCAGGUCAGUGUCACUGGAGGGGAUGGUGCUGAUGAGAAGCCUGCGCCGCGUGGGUGGUUCGAUGCCGAUGUCUUUGCGAUCCACGGUCGACCGAGUGGGCUCGUGGUUCAUGGCGGAUUGUCCGAGUCGAAUGAGCGGCUGGGGGAUGUUUGGGUCCUUGAGUUUGAGUAG
Aspergillus calidoustus is the source of this 1026-nucleotide messenger RNA. Lineage: Eukaryota; Fungi; Ascomycota; Eurotiomycetes; Eurotiales; Aspergillaceae. The record is from the annotation of a GenBank genome assembly.